UUUCCCUUUCUGCCUUUGAAAGUAACAGGUGGAGUAAAGCACCUGGAGGAAAGCACCAUAUCAAGAAUGAUGAGUCUCUGCCUUUCAGUGGAGUGCAGAGGUUUGAUGAAGUGCUGACGAGAUAAGCAACAGGAAACUCGUGUUGUUGUUGUUGUUGUUUUAAAUCAUGAUUUACAAGCCUCAUAUCUGAGGUACCAAGUUUUAUUUUGGAACGUCUUUUUUCUAAUUUGCUUAACAGAUCUACAGCUUCCGCUAAAUAUUUUGAAAACACAUCGUCUGUGAACAGCCGAUGAACCAUUCCCAAAUACCAUGCAUUCUAGCACAUAGUUUCUUAAUUUAUAUUUACAUAAAACAAUUUAGUAAUUUCACGAAAAAGUAUAUAUUUUUCGUGUUGUUCAACCGUGUCCAUACCACCUCGUGUAUCCAAAAGUAAACAAUGCUCUUAUUUUUAGAGGAGAAAAUACGUAUUUCCGUUAUUCAUCUGGUUAACUGUUGACCCGUUGCCUUGAUGCAGCCGUCGCUAGCUAAACAAACAUGGCUCUGUUACAAUAUCAGACUACAGACAUUAACGAUACGUAGGCCUGUGCGACGAUUAAUAAGUAAAAUGCUAAACGUAAAGCUGUAGAUGGAGAGCGGAUGUAUUAUUGUGUUGGUUAGCUAAGUGUAGCCUUUUGUGGCCGUGUUUACACAUUGCUAGCUCUCCAGUUGGCUAAUGUCAGCUAGCAAAAUGGACCUUGGAACAAUGUUGUACAACAAUUUAAAAGAUGUUACAUGGAGCACGACGUCUUUACCAUUAGAUCAGCUUGUCAGUGCUUACAGGUUGCCUCAAAUUGUCAAGCUUGAUAACGGUCAGUUGGUUGAAGGGCUCAGAGACAAUGACUACCUCUUGAUUCAUUCCUGCAGACAGUGGACAACUAUAACUGCUCACAGUCUGGAGGAGGGACACUAUGUCAUUGGGCCCAAAAUAGAGAUCCCGGUGCACUAUGAAGGUCAAUUUAAGCUCCUGGAGCAGGACAGAGACGUCAAGGAGCCUGUGCAGUACUUCAACAGUGUAGAGGAGGUGGCCAAAGCAUUCCCUGAGAGGGUGUAUGUCAUGGAAGAGAUCACAUUCAACGUUAAGAUGGCAUCAGGGGAAUGCAAUGACGACACUGAAGUUUACAACAUUACACUAAGCACUGGUGAUGAACUGACAUUAAUGGGCCAGGCUGAGAUCCUGUAUGCAAAGACCUUUAAAGAAAAAUCAAGACUCAACACCAUUUUUAAGAAGAUUGGGAAGCUAAACUCUAUCAGUAAGAUCGGUCGAGGCAAGAUGCCUUGCUUGAUCUGCAUGAACCAUCGCACCAAUGAGAGCAUCAGCCUGCCUUUUCAGUGUAAAGGAAGGUUCAGCACCUGUAGUCCAAUGGAGCUUCAGAUGCAGGACGGUGAGCACACCAUCAGGAACAUUGUUGAGAAAACCCGUCUCCCGGUCAAUGUCACCGUACCCAAUAGUCCACCCCGCAACCAGCAUGACCUGCACCUCAUCCGUGAGGGUCAUCGCUACAAACUGGUCAACAUUCAGACGAAAACAGUGGUUGUGUGCUGCAUUCUGCGAAGCAACAAAAUUAUCCCCAUCCAUUUUCCUUUUCACCAGGCCAUGCCUAGCUUUAUUAUUCCAGAAGAAUUGCUGCAAGGAGAGUUGUGGCUAGAUACUAUGGUACAUCGCUGGUUCUCUUUCUGUCAGGAGCAGUUUGACAUAGAUGACUAUUCCCGUGCCGUCCGCGAUGUGAGGACAGACUGGAACGACGAUGGUAAGAGCCCUAAGAAAAGUAGUGGGAAUGGUAGUUGCUGCGGAAACAGUGAAGGCAGCAGCACUUCCAAUGGGUGUCCUAACCACAUGCAGAUUCCCAGCUCUUUGACCUACGCCCGAGAUGAACUCACCCAGUCCUUCCACCGACUAUCUGUGUGUGUGUAUGGCAGCAAUCUACAUGGUAACAGUGAAGUCAAUUUGCAGGGCUGUAUGACACUAUGUGGAGACUGGGCCCUUCUGCCCUCUGACAACAUUCCUUCAGACUCAGGAGAAAAUGAACACUUCUUCCCCGAGUUUCUGGAUAGCACAAGCCAACAGCAAUCCCUCAACAAGUCAGACGUUCCCUAUGAGGAGCUGUGGUUGGAUCAUUUGAGAGGUCAGAUCCCGAAACCUUGUGCAAGUGAGGGCAUUCGAGGCAUCAACAACGGCUGCGGUACAACAGCAGCCAUGUCGUACCCAAUCGCUUGUCCUCUUGGUGCUGUAACCUGUUCAGAUGUGCCUCUUACUCCACCACCGGUCCCACCCAAGUCUGAAGCUGUGAAGGAAGAGUGCCGUCUUUUGAAUGCCCCACCAAUUCCCCCACGAAGUUUGAAACAGAUGCCAUCAGUGCCCAUCCUGUCUAAGCCACGGCAGCAAGAGACCCGGUCUCCCAGUCCGACCCUGUCCUAUUAUUCUUCUGGUCUCCACAACAUCAGUGGAGCGUGUGAGCAAGAAGCAGCCGACGCAGCCGAUCAAGGGGUGUGUUACCCCUGUAACUGGGGUAAAUCCAACAGCACUGAGCCAAAUGCGAUGUUGCCCAGUGGUAGCCUGCCAUUAGACGGGAUGUCAUCCAGGUUAUCUUGGCCAAAUAACUUCAGCGGAGGAGAAUCUCACGGCACAGAUGAUUUUUUGCCAGCCAGCUGUCGAAGCUACUACAGUUACCCCAGAAAGAGAUCCCCGAGCACCCCCAAAACCUGUACGUCCAGCCUUGUUGACUUUGAUGACCGAGAACACGCACACUGCAGUAAAGACUUCAGGUUGCAAAAAACUUCUCUGAAUCAGUUUUGCACCAAGUCUUCAAGUUACAACUCGGAAAUGUACAGAGACAAGCCAAUAGAAGAAUCUAACACUAAGCAGAGCCUCUCUUGCCCCAUCUUACCACCGAGAACAUCAAAAUCAAAUGCUAUAAAGACGUGCGCAGAUGUUGUGUCAGGAUCAGUCUGUGACAGUGAGCACGAGUCUUCAAAUUGCUCACUUAAUCAGCCUGAUCAGGGCACAAAAGAGAUGUAUUCCAUCCUUCCAAAUUCAUUAACCCCUAAUUGUCCAUCCUUUUCUCCCACGGCACAUUGGCAGCCCCCGUCCAGUCUGGCAGGUCUGUCUAUUGAAGAAGUGUCCAAAUCUCUAAGGUUUAUUGGCCUGCCGGAUGACAUUGUUUCUCUUUUUGUAUCUGAGAAGAUUGAUGGAAAUUUACUCCUGCAGCUCACUGAGGAGAUUCUGUCUGAGGACUUCAAGCUAAGCAAACUGCAGGUGAAGAAACUCAUGCAGUUUAUAAAUGGGUGGAGACCCAAGAUUUAACUAACAGUAUGACACUAAACCUUGUCAUAAAACGGAAAGUCAUGCCUUCAAUAUAUAUACUAUGCACACCAAGCCACAAAGAUUAUUCUUUUUGUAUAAUAUGAAUUUAUUUCCUUGUUACUAUAUUGUGGGUAAGAUACGGUUGGGUAAUAUCACCCAGGCCACUUAAAGUCUGUGACUGCUAUUUACUAACUGAAUGGACUCAUUUCGCACUUUCUUGCUGACAUUUACAUGUCAGCUACUUAGUACCGUUAGACCCAAAGCCUACUAGUGUUCAUGUCGUCACACAAAUCCUGAUUGACACCAACAAAUUUAAAGGAAAACAUUGAUGUGACAGAGAGACAUAAUUAACAGAUCUGCUGGAUGAGGACUUUGUGUGAUUUUUGUUCUUAAAGGGGGAUGUCAAAACUUUACCCUAACCCUACCCUAUUUCUAGGAUUUUUAAAAUAGCACAAGAACCUGAGCUUGGGCUAUAAUAUGUGUUUCUUAUUUACCACAUGAAAAAGAUUUGAUUUUAUAGUGGAUACAUGGCAAAAAAUAUGAUACUUUAAUUUUUUUAAUUAUGCCAACAUUGCAUCCCAAGCAUGCAGUCAUACCGUUAAGUACUUAGAGAAAUCUGAUGUGCACACUGUUUUUAGUUUUUUGUAUGGGAUUCAUUCCUACACUACAAGUCAGGGGUAGAGAUAGAGAACGUUGCUCAUUUCUUAACAUGAAUCAAAACUGUCGGUUUUAAUUCACUACUGUUGAAUGAAGUCAUGACCCUCCCCACUGCUAACAGGUAUUAAGAUAUACUUGUGUUCUUUAAAAAAAAAAAAAAAAAAAAAAAUCUACCCCUUGAAGCUCUUCCCUCCUUCACCUUUUGGCAAGAUGUCAGUGAUGUAAAUCUGAUCUUUGUGCUUGUGGUAUCAUACUGAUAUGCAGUUCCUUAGCAAAAGAAGAGGCAACUAAAAACAACUAAAUAAGACUGACUGAUGUCUAACAAAAUGUUGUCCUUACUUUAAGACCGACAUGGGGGUAACCAACACAGUUAAUGAACCAUGAUGUUCUAUAUAAAAUACAAAUUAUGCAUCACGCACUUUGGUAGGUUUCAGCCUAAUUAAAUGCAUUUGAGGUCAUUAAAUAUAAACCUGUAAAAGAAGAUUGUUUAUGUAGAAAGUGAAUGCACUACAUGCUUUUUGAACACUAAAAUGGUACUUCUCCUUUGUUCUAAUUGUACGUAUUGUAAGUGUCCUCUAAUGCAAGUAACAAGUAAAAGAUUUUUCUGCGCCUUAACCCAGAGACCUUAAAAUAUAUAACAUUUUGUUUUGACUUAAUAUUUUUUUAUUUGGUCAGCCUCUUGUCUCUCUGCCAUGAACGUCUCUACAGGAAGAUCAGGAAAGGUGAAGGUGUGUAUUUCCGUAGACACUGAGACGCAUGUAAGGUAAGAUUGAAAAUGAAACAUUGGUUUGUACUGGUACCAAACUUUUUUUUCUAUACCUAAAUUCCGAAGUAUUUAUGCAGCUAUUUAACUCAUGUAACAUGAUGUGAAAAUAUGCAGAAUAGUAAUUGUCAGACUGUUUGUAUGGCUGAUGUUUGAAAGCGUCUCAGCAACAGCCUUUUACAACCCUGUAUGAUGGCCAACAGCUGUUGUUUUCUCCUGACAUGUUUUUUUGCAGUGGGGUGUUACAUAUUUUACUUGAUAUUUUUAUUGUAAGUGUAAAUUUAAUGUAAUUUUUAAAAAGAAAAUUAUUACUAAUGUUGAAGAUAUUUUUUAUUAAGAAGAAAAGCUCGUGCUCAUGUUUUGUUUUGUUUUGUUUUUUUAAAUUCUGUGCAAGUUGGGUUCUACUUGGGUUAAAUCCUUGCAUUAAACUAAUAGCCAUGAAGAAAAAACAAACCCUGUAGGCCUCAGUCAAACUACAUAUACAGAGACCAAAAAAUAACAUUAGUAAGGCACUUGUCUAGAUAUCUUUCCAGGUUUUCUUGCAACUUUGUCACUGCAUCUACAUUUUUUUUUAUGGGUAAUGGCAUGUGUCCCCUGACACGGCGGUUAAUGUCCUAUGCAAUAGCCAUGGCACUGCAAAGAGAUCAAGGGAACAACUAAACAAUGUCAGCAAAAGGCUGUGGAGUAUUAGGUGUUUUGAAAUUGAAACAGUGUUAACAUCAGGGGACUGAAACUAGUAAAUGCCAAAGAAAUUCUUCCAAGUCAAUAAUAAUUCUGAGAAUUUAACUGUGAACACACCACAACGGCUGACUCAGUCCCACCAAUACACCACCAUCAAGUACUUAAUACUAAAGUAUAUUUUAUCUUGAUAAAGCCUGUCAACUCUGGACCGGGACCUACAUGAAUUAUUGUCAUUUUUGUGCAUAAAAGAUAGAAGUGACUGUGACACUGGGUUUGAUAACAUUUAGUAAUGGCCAGCCUCUCUGAAAUGAUGAGUUAUGGACGGUUAUCUUUCAAGUCUUGUUUUCUUAUUUUUAAUUGUGUAAUCUAUUAAAAAUUGAAUAAUUCA
This is a messenger RNA of Scatophagus argus, 5829 nucleotides long. It is a transcript of the gene garem1, whose product is annotated as GRB2 associated, regulator of MAPK1. Gene Ontology annotation, molecular function: proline-rich region binding. The record is from RefSeq and is a predicted model, not a curated record. Bases 713 to 3340 code for a protein of 875 amino acids. Lineage: Eukaryota; Metazoa; Chordata; Actinopteri; Scatophagidae. The transcript has 6 exons. Gene Ontology annotation, biological process: cellular response to epidermal growth factor stimulus; epidermal growth factor receptor signaling pathway.